AAAUUUGACCAAAUCAGCCGCAACUGUAAAUCCCGUAACGGAAUCAAUACUGAUUACUGGCAUCGUUUUCGUCGUACAUCUCAACGAUCUUCCCCAUCACUAUACAGAGCAGAGCUUAAACUAAGCAAAUUAAAAAAAAAAAAAACACUAAUCUACUCCAACAUUCAUCUAUUCAUUCAACACCACCUCUUCCUUUUUGCAAAUUUCCAUCUAAAUAUGGAUCCCAACCCCAAGUCCUUCCCGAUCCUCUCCUAUGUUAUGGCCCGACUUCCCUCCCUCUCACCCCAAUCCCCCUCCACCACCUUCGACGUCGAGCAGCCCCUGCCACGCGCUGCCUCCGAUCCCUCUUCCAGCCAAACGCCCAUUGUCUCCCAAUUACCCCACUUAACUGACCCCAAGGUCCUAGCUUCCAUGACCAGCGCCAUCGCCGAUGUGGCCCAGACCCGAUCAAUCCUUCAAACCCUCGGCCCUCGCCCUGACCACGAGACCAUCGACACUGCCAGACUUAAACUUUCUGAAAUCGAAUCGAGCCUCUCCACACAGCUCGAAGAAAUUGUCCUCUCUCCACAGCCCGCCGAAGUCGACAGGCUUGAAUGGCGCGCGCACCUGGCGGACAAGGAACAGCAUUGUCGACAAGCCUCGGAGAAAGAGAAGAACUUGUACAAGACGAUAUUGCAAUUGGAGGAGAUGCACGAGUCUUACGAGAAGCUAUUGAAGGCGGCGGAGCAGCGGUUGGUGAAGAUUUAUGAGAAGGCGGAGAUGGGAGAGGAGGAGAAGGAUGAGAAAAAUAAGGGGGAAGUGUACGAGCAGUUGAACGAAGAGAUUGUGGGAAUACUCCAAGAGGCGUCUGGAAAGGGUCUGGAGAGGGUGGAUUUGUCGAACAGGAGAUUGUUGUACUUGCCUGAGGCGUUUGGAAGGAUUCAUGGGUUGAGAGUGCUUAAUCUCUCUAAUAAUCAGCUUGAGGUCAUUCCUGAUUCAAUAGCUGGGUUGGAAAAUCUCGAGGAGCUCAAUCUUGCUUCAAAUCUUUUGGAAGCAUUGCCAGAUUCUAUUGGAUUGCUACAUAACUUGAAAAUUCUAGAUGUCUCCAGUAAUAAGCUAGAUUCUUUACCUGACUCCAUUUCUCAUUGCAGGUCAUUGCUGGAGUUGGAUGUGAGCUUCAACCGUCUUACAUACUUGCCAACUAAUAUAGGAUAUGAGUUUGUGAAUCUUAAGAGGCUGUCAAUCCAGUUGAACAAGAUCCGUUCUCUUCCCACUUCUGUUGUUGAAAUGAGAUCUAUGCAGCAUCUGGAUGCUCACUUUAAUGAGCUUCAGGGCCUUCCACUUUCAAUUGGGAGAUUGACAAAUCUCGAGAUCUUCAAUUUGAGUAAUAAUUUCAGUGACCUGACGGAACUUCCUGAGACGUUGGGUGAACUGACAAACCUCAAGGAACUUGAUCUCAGCAAUAACCAGAUUCAAGCUUUGCCUGAUUCAUUUGGCCGGCUGGAUAAUUUGACCAAAUUGAACUUGGACCAAAAUCCGCUUGUGAUCCCACCAUCAGAAGUAGUGAAGGAAGGGAUCGAAGCUGUCAAGAUGUUUAUGGCUAAGAGGUGGCUUGACAUACUGGUGGAGGAAGAAAGGAAAAGCAUGAUUGAAGAACAAGAACAAGCAAAGACUGGGUGGUUGACACGGAGCACAUCCUGGUUGAAGAAGUACGUUGAAGAUGUGUCUGAAAAUGUUUCAGAAUAUUUAAGUCCAAGAUCUCCAAAGGACGCUUAUCUAAAUCAGCAGCUAUAACUUCAUGGACCUAUGAUAUUUUGGUCGUUCCAUUGCUUUCAUGGCAUUGUGCACAUGAUAAAAGACUGCUGAUAUAGUUUCUUCUGCUUCUAUUGCAAUUAUUUUCCUUUGUUUUAUGCUGCAUUAAUGCCAACUAGAAAAAGAUGAAAAUCUAACAAAUUUUGUGUUAUGCUGCAUUAGUGGAAGUCAUUAGGUGCAGAA
This is a messenger RNA of Hevea brasiliensis (rubber tree), 1974 nucleotides long. RefSeq names its product plant intracellular Ras-group-related LRR protein 9. The transcript is spliced from 3 exons. Bases 217 to 1773 code for a protein of 518 amino acids. NCBI's taxonomy places the organism in Eukaryota, Viridiplantae, Streptophyta, Magnoliopsida, Malpighiales, Euphorbiaceae. Gene Ontology annotation, molecular function: protein binding. The record is from RefSeq and is a predicted model, not a curated record.